Molecule: messenger RNA, 550 nt
Organism: Camelina sativa (false flax)
Lineage: Eukaryota; Viridiplantae; Streptophyta; Magnoliopsida; Brassicales; Brassicaceae
Source: RefSeq, a predicted model, not a curated record
AUGAACUACAUAUAUAUUUCUGAGGGUAGACAUAUAGAUUAAGAAGAAAGAUGGAGAACAAAUGGAGUGUGGUGAUGAUGGUGUUCGUUUUGGUUGUGAUGGCUGCCAUUGGAGGAGAAUCAGCAAAUCUUUCAUGUGAAACAAAAUGUGCAAGCACCUGCAGAGAUUCAUUGUUUCAUCAGAUAUGCUUAGACGGGUGUUUGAAAAGUUGUAGAUCUCAUCCACCACCUAUGCAACUUCACACUCGCAUGGUGGCUGCCAGAGCCAGUACUAGAGAAGAAGAAGAAAAAGCGAGUCUUGGAUGUGCAUUCAAAUGUGAAUUUCAAUGCAAACUGAACUUCACUAAUGGUUGCUACGACCGGUGCUAUAAAGAGAAAUGCCAGCAUCUCCCACCUAAAAAUACCUUUCGCGUAUCUUCUUCACGCUCGCCGACGAACACUGGUGGAGAGCUGAAAGGAAUCAGAGGGGCUAGAGAUAACUUUUGAAAGUUGUUAUGAUUGAAUUUUUUUACUUUUGUUUUCUCUAUAUAUCAAAGAAAAUCUAUAAACGU